Molecule: messenger RNA, 528 nt
Organism: Melozone crissalis (California towhee)
Lineage: Eukaryota; Metazoa; Chordata; Aves; Passeriformes; Passerellidae
Gene: PAIP2B
Product: poly(A) binding protein interacting protein 2B
Exons: 3
Coding region: 1-378 (125 amino acids)
Biological process (GO): negative regulation of translational initiation
Cellular component (GO): cytoplasm
Molecular function (GO): mRNA regulatory element binding translation repressor activity
Source: RefSeq, a predicted model, not a curated record
AUGAAUGGCUCCGAGCUGGCCGGCAGCCCGGCCUCCAGCCCCGCGUCCAAGGAGGAUCCCGUCGGGAACGGGCACGAGGAGAAGGAGAACAAUCCCUUCGCCGAGUACAUGUGGAUGGAGAACGAGGAGGACUUCAACCGGCAGGUGGAGGAGGAGCUGCAGGAGCAGGAGUUCCUGGAUCGCUGCUUCCAGGAGAUGCUGGAGGAGGAGGAGCGGGACUGGUUCAUCCCGGCGCGGGACCUGCCGCAGGCCACGGCGCCGCUGCAGCAGCAGCUGCAGGGGCUGGGCCCGGGCGCCGGGCACGGCACCGACGACAUCCUGAGCAAAAGCAACUUGAAUCCGGACGCCAAGGAAUUCGUUCCCGGAGUGAAGUACUGACCUCGGAAAUUCGGGAAUGGCCUGGCCAGAGACUGAAUCCCUGCUCCAGGGAAAAGCUGGGACAUGGGAAGGGCCCGGAGCGGCUCCGGCACCGGGAUCUGCUCCGGCUCCAAGUAUUUCUGCUUUUCCCCAGUUUUGUUUUUUCUUCUU